AUAAUGCAUUGAUCGAAUAGAAAACAAAGGCAAGAGGAGAGCAGCGAAGUUUUGGAGAGCCGGCCCCAGGGGAAAGCCUAACCGGCCAUCCCCAACCUCCUUUAAGAUCUAAUUUUCAACCUUUUCUUUUUCAAUCAGCAAAAAAAUUUGGAAGAUGGUGACAUUCUCUAUGCAGUGAAAGAUCGAAUCAAAGGUUUUUCAAUGCUUCCGCUCUUUUUUAAUUUCUAUUUUCGAGGAUUUUGGUCCGGCUUCUUCAUUGAUCGAGAAUUUUGUCCGCUUCAUGUGAGCGUGUGGUAUGUUAUUCUCCUAGCAAUGUCUAGUAGUUGCGUGUUUCUAAUCGGUGCAAUCGAUCUGGUGAAUUUUCGUUGUUCAUGGUUGAUAAAGCUUUUUCAACCUUGUUGUUCCGAUGCUUCAAAUACUCGCCCACCACCUGAAUCACCGCCUCGCUCUGGGAAGAAGAAGAUGAUCAAUUGGAUCUCCUUUUCGGUGGCUGGUCAAACUGAUGAUUCAGAAAAUUUCCGCUCUACUGGUUUUCCUUUGUUGGUUGCUGGUCAAACCAAUUCUCCUUUUCCGGUGGCUGGUGAAGCCGAAUCUUUUAGUUGUAAUUUUUUAUUUUCUCUUUGUAAUAGCAAGAAGAGCAACAAGGCAGUUAGACUAAACUUCAUUAUUUCGGGGGUUUGAAGCAGUGUAGCUGUCAGUCUGUCACAAUGUCAGACCAUCGCCGCUGGUCACCAGAAGCACUCUGUCGCUCGCUGCUGCCAGUUUUCUGUCGGUUAAGUCAUUAAUAGCUUGGUCGCCAACAUUCAUUCACCUUCAUUGCUCAACCCUCAGACCCUCUUAUAGUGAUCUUGUAUUUCGGUUUAGCUAGUCAAGCCUUUGAAAAUUAGUCUGUUUCGGAUUUUGUAGAAG
This is a messenger RNA of Cuscuta epithymum, 909 nucleotides long. The record is from the annotation of a GenBank genome assembly. Lineage: Eukaryota; Viridiplantae; Streptophyta; Magnoliopsida; Solanales; Convolvulaceae.